UGCAGCACGGAAUGGCACGAUUUGUAUCUGUUAUAAAAUGUAGUUGUGUAGAUACAUAUUUUUCUCCUGUGAACUAUAAAGUCGGGUCCAGAUUUCGUCUUGGGUUGUUCUUUUCGUCCUGACAGACAAAGUGAAUGGCCCAUGAUGCGCACGUCAAGAUUAUCGACCAGAACUUCUCCCUGCUAUUACGUGAUCUACUGUUGACCCCGCAGUUCUUCAGUCUUCUGGAGACCAACGGCGUCUUUCCUAGCGACGAGGUCGAAAAAAUCAAGAGAGAAUCCACCAGUGCCAGGAGGAAGGCUCGAGUGUUGACCCUCCUGAGGGAGCAGGGUUCGGACGUAGUGGACAGGUUCUGUGGCGUACUGGCGGACACUGACCAGGCAGCCCUGGAGAGGCUACUAAGGGCCGGGCACAGCCGAGGGGAUGGGAGCACGGUUGAGGUAAACCGGCUGGUCAUCUCACACGACGAGGACGCCAGGUCGCCUUCGUCAUCAGAGCGAGACAGUCCGAUACUGGACCCAGCACUCAGACUUCCCUCCAGAAAGAAGUCUAAAAAGCUGCUCAAAUUCCUUGAAGAAGCGGGCCCAAGUACAGCAGCACUCGACGUCACCCUGGGACGGAGAUCUAUAAAGGCGGGAAAUUUAAACAUGAGCAGAUCUCGUGCCCAGUCCCUCGAGAAGGUUCUGUUGCGGGAGAGAGUGAGAGACUUGCAGAAACACUUGGCAAAAGACUUGAAGAUGAAGGAGAGAAGACUUGCGGCGGUGGACCAGUCCAUGACGAUCAGGGAACAGGGUACGAGGAUACAGACGCUGGAAGCGGAGGUCGACAAGUUGAGAGAUGAGAGACAGACUUGGUACAUGGCGAGAGACAACUCUGCGAGAGAUAGACAGCUGUCAAGUAUAAAGAUCUCCAGUCUUGAGAGAGACGUGCAGAGCUUGGCGCACGAGAGAGACCUCAUGAAAAGACAACGGGACCAGGCCGUGAGGGCCGAGUGGCUGGCAAACAAAGAGAAGGACAAGCUGGCGAGAGCAAGAGACGAGAUACUCGACAGGGAGAGAGACAAUGACAAGUAUAUGAGUGAAAGAAACGAGGCCAUGGCAACUAUCGCGAGAUUACAGCACGAGAUUCGGCAUCUCACAGGCGAGCUGGAGAGGAGGAACGGGAGGCCUAGGACCUUCGAGAUGCAACAGACAAAGACAGAGCUUCAAAACGCCCUCUUGGAAAGGGACCAGGUAUUGCAGCAGCGAGGCGCCGUUAUGUCCGAGUUGGACAGUGUGAUCGGGGAACGAGACCUUGCAGUCAAGGAACGAGAUGACGCCUUCGCGGCAAUGGAGAGGGCUUUGGAGGACAUUAGAAGAGCGAACCAAGAGAAAGAGGCUGCACAAUAUGAGCUGGCGCAAGCCGUUCGGGAGAAGGAAGUGACCGCCAGGGAACUAGAUCACGCAUCGCAACAGGCAAAGAAGCAAUAUAAUGCCGCGGUGCUGGAGCGCGACCAGGCUGUGCGUGAGCGCGCGGCGGUCGUCUUUGAGCGGGACCGCCUGGUCAAAGAACGCGACCAAGCCGUCCUGGAGAGAAACCAGGCAGAGACAGCCAGGGAAACGGCUGUCAAGGACACCGAGAGAGCAAACAAAGAGAAAACCGCCGCACAAUUUGAAUUGGAACGAGUGACCCGCGAGCAGGAAGCACUAUCCCGGGAACGAGAGCAUGCUCUGCAAAAGGCAAAGAAAGACUACCACGACGCCAUCUUGGAGCGGGACGAGGCAGUGCGCGAGCGCGGGACAGUCAUGCUAGAGUGGGACAGGGUCAUGAAGGAACGGGACACCGCCGUCAGGGAACGGGACCAGGCCCUCCGAGCUCAGGACAAAGCUGCAAAAGACAUGGAGAGAGCAAGAAGAGAGAGGGAUGUUGCACAUUUUGAGCUAGCCAGACUUGUUCAGAAGAACGAAGCCAUCAACCGGGAACGGGAACACGCCGUCCGGGCGAACAAGAUGGCGACGUUCGAGCGAGACCGAGCCGUGAAGGAGAGAGACGCGGCGCUGGUGGACCUACAGAAGGCGGUACAGGACAGGGCCAGGGCCGUGGCGGAGUGGGAGAGAGCCGCCAAGGAACAGGAUAAUGCAUUGGCCGAUAGAGAAAGAGCCAUCCAGCUACAGCAAAAGGCGCAACAGGAGAGAGACAAGGCUGUGCACGACAAGGAGGAGAUGCACAGAGUCAUGGAGGAGGAGAGAAGCAAUGCGCAUCGAGUCCGCCAGGCGGCGCUGCAGGAGCGCGACUACGCCAUCCAGGCAGCCAGAGAGGCUGUUCGCCAGAGGGACAAGGCGAGAGAGGCGGAAACAAUUGCGCUGAAAGAAAAGGACGACGCCGUUAAACACAAGGAAGAGGCGGAGUCUGCCCGAGACCAGGCGGUGCAGGAGAAAGAGGAGGCCGAGAGACUCAGGGAAGCUGCCGGUCAAGAACGGGACGCCGCGGUAGCUGACAGGGACUUAGCGAGGAAAGAACAACAGGAAGCUAAUAAGAGACGGGACAACGCAAUCCUCCAGAAGGAGUUGGCCAUGAAGGAAAGAGACAACGCGUUACAGGAGAGGACAGCGGCGCAGCACGAGAGAGAUUAUGCCGUUAAGGCAGAGAAGGAAGCUCUCAGAUUAAAAGAGAAAGCAGAGAAGGAGAUGGCAGAAGCUAUCGCUAAGCGCGAAGAAGCUAUGAACGAAAGAUACGAGACUCGCUUGGAAACCGAGAGAGCUUUGAAAGAACUAAAGGAAGCCAUCGUGACACGGGAGGCGGCGCUAGAAGAGGCUCGGGCCGCGAAGGAACAGCAGGAUGAGACCCUGAAAGAAAUGGAAGAAGCAUUUAAGGAGCGAGAUUUGGCUGUUCAGGCCAAAGACGCCGCGGUGUUUGAAGAGAAAGCAGCCGAGGAGGAGCGAGAUCUCGCGGUACACGAAAGAGACAAGGCACUGGAACAGCUCAGGGAAGCGAUCAAUGAAAAAGACCGGGCGACCCAACACGUAAGAACCGCCCAAGAACAGCUAGUGGCCGCGUUGAGCGAUAAAGAGACGCUGGCUUCAGAGAGAGAUAGUGUCGUGCAAGAGCGCCACCGUGCGGUUGAGGAGCGAGACGCAGGUAUGGAGGCGGAGCACGCCAGGGCCAUGUUUGCCCGUAUUUCAAAAGACUCUGACGAAGCACGCAAGGACUUAGAGACGGCCGUGAAGGAACGCCACAAGGCUCUACGUGAGCGAGACGAGGCCGUGGAGGCCAAUGUCAAGGCCAUGAUGGAGAAGGACAAGACUCUGAUCAGUAUGGAGAAGAUGACAGAAAGACUGAACAUGUCCAAACGGGUCCGGGACGCCGCCAUACGAGAGAAGGACGAUGCUGUCAAGCAUAUGGAGCGAGUGAGGAAAGAGCGAGACCUUGCCAUGAUGGAGCUGAAUCAACUUAAGAGGAAUGCCAUCACGAUAGAGGUGGACAGGGCGGGGGGAGGGGGGCGUCCCACCGUACACGUGGCCAGGUCUGCCCCCACUAGACAUCCCGACGGACAGGAGGGCGGAAAGGAGGGACAACGCGAAAAGAAAUAAAACUUGAUUAUGUGAUUCAUUGGAGAUUUGUAAUACAGGAAAAAAUGUAAAGGAUGUUCCAACAUGUUUGUGUUUGGAGUCUCGAAUGAAAUGUAGAGAUCUUUUUUAUCACUGUAUCAA
Messenger RNA from Branchiostoma floridae (Florida lancelet), 3689 nucleotides. RefSeq names its product trichohyalin-like. Bases 135 to 3569 code for a protein of 1144 amino acids. NCBI's taxonomy places the organism in Eukaryota, Metazoa, Chordata, Leptocardii, Amphioxiformes, Branchiostomatidae. The record is from RefSeq and is a predicted model, not a curated record. The transcript has 21 exons. Gene Ontology annotation, biological process: regulation of apoptotic process.